Dentiscutata heterogama is the source of this 199-nucleotide messenger RNA. Lineage: Eukaryota; Fungi; Glomeromycota; Glomeromycetes; Diversisporales; Gigasporaceae. The record is from the annotation of a GenBank genome assembly.
CUCACACACCAAAGCAAAAAAGCAAAAAAAUACUGAAGCAUAUAAAAAAGUACUGAAGCACAAAUACAAAAAAGCACCACAGACACAAGAAAGCACUGAAGCACAAAUGCAGGAAAGCUCUAAAGCAGAAGCACUAACGCAAAGAUGCAAGAAAAUAUCUUGCCUAUAUAUGAGCUUCUAUAUGGCAACCAAGUUAUAA